This is a messenger RNA of Sarcophilus harrisii (Tasmanian devil), 4095 nucleotides long. It is a transcript of the gene SEC23B, whose product is annotated as SEC23 homolog B, COPII coat complex component. NCBI's taxonomy places the organism in Eukaryota, Metazoa, Chordata, Mammalia, Dasyuromorphia, Dasyuridae. Gene Ontology annotation, molecular function: GTPase activator activity; zinc ion binding. Bases 89 to 2392 code for a protein of 767 amino acids. The transcript has 20 exons. The record is from RefSeq and is a predicted model, not a curated record. Gene Ontology annotation, cellular component: COPII vesicle coat; endoplasmic reticulum exit site. Gene Ontology annotation, biological process: COPII-coated vesicle cargo loading; COPII-coated vesicle budding; endoplasmic reticulum to Golgi vesicle-mediated transport.
CCUGGCUUAGGUGAGUGGAAUUGAGGCGCUGGAAGUUGGUGGUCUGCCGCGCCUGGGGCAAGAAAGCAGAGCGGGAGAGCAGGCGACCAUGGCAACAUAUCUGGAGUUUAUCCAGCAAAAUGAGGAGCGAGAUGGUAUCCGUUUCAGUUGGAAUGUAUGGCCAUCUAGCCGCCUUGAGGCUACAAGAAUGGUUGUCCCUCUGGCAUGUCUAUUUACUCCCUUAAAAGAACGUCCAGAUUUACCUCCAGUGCAAUAUGAACCUGUACUUUGUAGCAGGCCAACUUGUAAAGCGGUUCUCAAUCCACUUUGUCAGGUUGAUUAUCGAGCUAAGCUUUGGGCCUGUAAUUUCUGUUUUCAAAGAAAUCAGUUCCCUCCAGCAUAUGCAGGCAUAUCCGAAGUGAAUCAACCUGCAGAAUUGAUGCCCCAGUUUUCCACAAUUGAGUACAUAGUACAGCGAGGACCUCAGACACCCUUGAUUUUUCUCUAUGUGGUUGAUACUUGUCUGGAAGAAGAAGACCUUCAAGCUCUAAAAGAGUCUCUACAGAUGUCCUUAAGCCUUCUUCCUCCAGAUGCUUUGGUGGGUCUAAUCACUUUUGGCAGAAUGGUGCAGGUUCAUGAGUUGAGCUGUGAAGGAAUUUCAAAAAGCUAUGUCUUUCGAGGAACCAAGGAUUUGACAGCAAAGCAAAUACAGGAUAUGUUAGGCCUUACCAAACCAGCUAUGUCUACUCAGCAAGCAAGACCUGUUCAGCCACAGGGACAACCUUUUAUUUCAAGCAGGUUUCUGCAGCCUGUUCAUAAGAUUGACAUGAACCUGACAGAUCUUCUUGGGGAAUUACAAAGGGACCCAUGGCCAGUAACUCAAGGAAAAAGACCUUUGCGAUCUACAGGUGUUGCUUUGUCCAUUGCUGUUGGCUUAUUGGAGGGCACUUUUCCAAAUACUGGAGCAAGAAUUAUGUUGUUUACUGGAGGUCCACCCACUCAAGGACCAGGCAUGGUAGUUGGAGAUGAAUUGAAGGUUCCUAUUCGUUCCUGGCAUGACAUAGAGAAAGACAACGCGCGUUUUAUGAAAAAAGCAAUCAAACACUAUGAAAUGCUCGCUAAUCGUACUGCUACAAAUGGUCACUGCAUUGAUAUUUAUGCCUGUGCCCUUGAUCAAACUGGUCUUCAGGAAAUGAAGUGUUGUGCAAAUCUUACUGGUGGUCAUAUGGUGAUGGGAGAUUCCUUCAAUACAUCUCUCUUCAAGCAGACCUUCCAAAGGGUUUUUAGUAAAGACUUCAAUGGAGAUUUUCGAAUGGCAUUUGGUGCUACUUUGGAUGUUAAGACUUCUCGAGAAUUAAAGAUUUCAGGAGCGAUUGGUCCAUGUAUAUCUCUAAACGUGAAAGGGCCAUGUGUGUCAGAAAAUGAAUAUGGCAUUAGUGGUACUAGUCAGUGGAAAAUCUGUAGUCUGGAUCCCACGACAACUCUUGGCAUCUACUUUGAAGUAGUUAAUCAGCACAAUGCACCAAUACCUCAAGGAGGCAGAGGAGCAAUUCAGUUUGUUACCCAGUAUCAGCAUUCCAGCACCCAGAGACGAAUCCGAGUGACAACAGUUGCCAGAAGUUGGGCAGAUGCACAGAAUCAGUUCCAGCAUAUAGAAGCUGCUUUUGACCAAGAAGCUGCUGCAGUAUUGAUGGCUCGGCUUGGAGUAUUCAGAGCUGAAUCAGAAGAGGGACCUGAUGUUCUUCGAUGGCUAGACAGGCAAUUAAUCAGACUGUGUCAGAAAUUUGGACAGUAUAACAAAGAGGACCCCAGUUCUUUUAGAUUGUCAGAUUCAUUUUCUUUGUAUCCUCAGUUCAUGUUCCAUCUUCGAAGAUCCCCAUUUCUUCAAGUGUUUAAUAACAGUCCAGAUGAAUCAUCUUAUUACCGGCAUCAUUUUGCCAGACAAGAUUUGACCCAAUCCCUCAUCAUGAUCCAGCCUAUUCUUUAUUCUUAUUCUUUUCAUGGUCCACCUGAGCCAGUACUUUUAGACAGCAGCAGUAUUUUAGCUGACAGAAUUCUACUGAUGGAUACCUUUUUCCAAAUUGUCAUCUACCUUGGUGAGACCAUAGCCCAAUGGCGUAAGGCUGGCUAUCAGGACAUGCCUGAGUAUGAAAAUUUCAAGCAUCUUUUACAAGCUCCAUUGGAUGAUGCCCAAGACAUCAUGCAAACUCGAUUCCCAAUGCCAAGAUACAUCAACACUGAACAUGGAGGUAGUCAGGCUCGGUUCCUCUUGUCGAAAGUCAAUCCAUCUCAGACACACAAUAAUUUGUAUCCUUGGGGACAGGAAUCUGGAGCUCCAAUAUUAACAGAUGAUGUUAGUCUGCAGGUAUUCAUGGAUCAUUUGAAAAAACUGGCAGUAUCAAGUGCCUCUUAAAUUGAGAAAGUAGCAGGAAUAUUCAAGAAAGAAGACAAUAACUAGACUAUGUUCAUAACUUUUUGAAACAUUUACUACAUUCCUUUUACUUUAUUGUAAAGAUUUUAAAAAUGUCAUCAUGUAUCCCAUAUAUUCAAAAGCAGUUUUUUUUUUUUUUUACAUAGUUUUGACUUUUAAUUUAUUUGUACUCAUCACUUUGUUCUGUCUUUUUUCAUGAACUGUAACAUAGUUCAUUGAUGUUUUGGAACUUAGAGGUUUUUAAUCAGCUUACUUUAUCCUAACAUUAUUAUAUUCUGUAUAAACUAUGGAAAACUUUUUGCAACUCCCUCAAAUGAAGGAAUAAUGGGUAUGAAGAAAAUAAACUGGAUGAGGAGAGUACUAGCUAAAAAGGUAUUAUAGGAAACUUGAGUUACUGUUGUUUUGUUCAGAGAAUUUACCCAUAUUACCCAUAAUGUACUUCCUAGAGAGACAAUGUAUCUGUGUAUAGAACGCUGGUCCUGGUACCAGGAAGAAAUGGGGUCAACAGUCCUACUUGGAAAACUUCCUUACUCAUGUUUCCUUGGCUUAAUGCCCUAGGCAGCCAUUUCUCUAAGAUUGUAGAGUAGGUGCCAGUUUUCAUUAAGGACUACAUAUGGGGUGGGGAUGGGGGGGGUGAGUUUCACACUGAGAGGGAGAUCCCUGCAGGCUACAAAUUUGAUACCUCUGGCCUCAGUUUGACACAUCAUUGGGAUCACCGUUCCAAUCUCUGUCCCUACCUUACCUUUCCUGAACUUCAUCUUUCUUUAUCCUCUAAAUGAUAAUAGGAAAAGCAUGCCAGUAGUGUCACAUUAGAAUAUCAUGAUUAAGGGGGCCAGGUCCAAACUGAUGUCCCCUGAGCCACCUUGACAGUGCCAAGCAAGGAUUAAGUACAAUCUGAAUACAUCUCUAAAUUGAGUCCACAAGCAUUUAAAAGUAUUUAUUAUUGGUGUAUUGCUGCACAUAUGUGCUAAGCACUAAGAAAGGCAAUCCUCUUACCCUCCCUUCCAAAAAAAAGCCCUACAGUCUCUUUUCAAGAAUUUGUAGUGUUAAUGGAGGAGACAGCAUGGAACGAAGGAUAAAGUACAGGAUAAAUUUGAGAGAUAGGCACUAAGGAAGAACCAUUUAUGAAAGUCUUAUGUGCUAGGCACUCUGCUAAGUGUUCUAAAAUUAGCUCAUUUCAUCCUUACAACACCCCUGAGAGUAAAGUGCUAUUAUCCACAUUUUACUGGUGAAGAAACAGCUAGACAGAGACUGAAUGAUGCUCUGAGGGUCACACAGCUUAGUAAGCAUCUGAGGCUGAAUUUAAUUAAGGCUUCCUGCCUUUAGACCCAGAUCUCUGUGCAUUUUGGCACCCCUUGGUUGCUUUGGCUCUAAAAUGGAGCACAAAAAUGGGCUUCUGACAAGGUGAAACUUGGAGUUGGGAGGUUUCAAGAUGAUCCAGGCUUGGGAGAAUGCCCAGAAUCAGGAGAUAGGUUGAGGUACAACUAGUAGGAGGUCAUUGGAUUAUGGGAAAUAAGACUGAUGAUAGAGUGUAAUGAGUGGUUGUCAUAGUCGUGCCACUAGAGAAAAGUAUUUUUCUUUUUUUUGACGUUGAUUACCAGAUAAUUUGUAAGUAGUAGUAAUGCCAUUAGAAUAAUAGCUCUCAAAAACAAAACAAAAAGUUAGGGGUAAGCCAGGUGGCUCAG